AGCGCGCGACGGCGUAAGACGUGUGGUGUGUCGGCUCCGUCGAUUUUCGGCUGGAGUCACGGCUCAAUCCUCUGCACCCCAGCAAGACCGACGUCAAUCGACGCAGCAAACCGUCUGGACCACGUGGAUACUAAUGUUCACCAGGUGGGACCACUUUUGAAGAUUUUACGACCGAAUUACACCCGCCUACGUGGGCGACGCCGUUAGGCCAUACGGCGACGCCGACUCCCGGCGGCGUGGAACCGGCCUCCCGAGGUAAAAUGGCGGCUCCCACGUCAUUCCUGAGGGGUUACGAUCCCGACGCCAUGGCCUGGACGACGGUUUCAACAUCAGAAGAUCAAAACUCCGCUCCUAUUCCGACAUUUCGGCACCAAUCUCUCAAUGAAGCGGUCGCGCGUCGCUCGCUCGUUCAAGCCAAGACGGCGGCGUCCAUCGCCGCCCCAGUCUCCGGCACACCGGCCGGCAAGACGCAGCCUCCCGCUUCGCGCGCUGCGGGAAGCAAACGCAAGGCCCUUACCAAAUGGAAGCCUCGGCCAUUUCCAAAACCGGGCCCUGAUGACUUCGUGGUCGUGCUCAAGCCACGCGAACAUGUGUCGCUGCACCAAGCCUUUUCGGAGAACCGCUACGGUGCCGCCAUUACGGCCUACCUCGGGCCUGAGGUGGCAAGGUCUGUUACGGUUCUGCCGUCCCGUGAACAAAACCUGAUAUUGAUCCACACCCCGAACCCGGCAGCGGCAGAUCGGCUCCUCGGGGACUUCUCAAUCAACACCGACCGUGGGCCAAUUCCGCUCCACGGAUACCUUAGGCAAGACGGAGGCGAUAUCUGCCACGGCGUCAUCGUCGUCAGCAACUCUGACACCACUGAAUCGCUUCGAGAGCAGGUGCAAUGGAGAGCAGGCACCAUUGUCGAGGUGAGGAAAUUCGGCUCCUCUAACAAAGCUCGGGUAACCUUCGCCGGGAGGGAGAAACCGCGUUUUGUGCACUAUGAGAACAUGCUCAUCCCAGUGCAAACCUACUACCGGACAAUCCCGGCCUGCGGCCUGUGUGGGGCUGUCGGCCACCGAGCGGAUGCUUGUCCCAACACGCAGCAGAACACGUGCGGACUCUGCGGGCAACAAGCCCCGCUUGUGGAGCGGGUGCGGGCCCCUCACGAGUGUGUUCCACGGUGCUCUGUUUGUGGCGGUGGACACGCCACAAACUCACGUGAGUGUGCGGCAAAAUUCCGCACACACAAGAUGGCCGCCCCGAAGGGCGGGACAAAGAGGAAAAUGGCGGCCAAGAACAAGAGCCGCCAUCUUGGCCUCCCCGGUGAGUCACCGAGCCGGGACGACAGCAACACCGAGAAGCCGGCACCGAGAAGCUCUACCGGAGGAGCCGGCAAGCGACCGCCGACGCAGCCGCCACCACACGGCGACACUGGAAAACUGUCGACGUCGCCACCACGAGGCGAGGCCAGGGCCUGGGCCAACGCCGUGAAACACGGAACGCAGGUGAGCGGUACGGGCAGGGCUGCCUCCUCUUCCCCUACCUCCUCCCCCCCUGCGGCACGCAGUGCCGAGCAAGCCAAGAUUGCAGCUCUCGAGGGCCAAAUUGAGAUGCUGCUCAAAAAAAUUACGCUCCUGGAAUCGCAGUCAAAACAGCCUACCACUCCCCCCUCUACCCCCGCAACUGAGGCUAUGGAGAGUGAGCCCGCGGCACCGAAUGCAGCACUGAGCGUGGAAGCUGCACUUGAGGCCCGUCUAGAGAAAGUCAAAUUUCCGCGGCAAUCACCUCCGCCAUCGCCAAAAUAA
This is a messenger RNA of Dermacentor andersoni, 1790 nucleotides long. RefSeq lists its product as uncharacterized. The record is from RefSeq and is a predicted model, not a curated record. Lineage: Eukaryota; Metazoa; Arthropoda; Arachnida; Ixodida; Ixodidae.